AUGGUAGACGUGCCCGUCGAAAUAUGUAUCAAAGCGUCGAGUUUGCAACUUCCAUUAACCCCGCAAGCUACUGAUUUUAACAUUCAAUUUUUGGCUGUUACACCUUAUCAUAUAGAAUGUGCUAUGAGAAGAACAUCGGCAGUUAAUCCAGUGACAUAUGAUUGUUUGAAUACCUUUAUUCCCACAAUCACAACACAAAUAGUUUCAAUCCGAUUAUCCAACAAAGAUACACCACGUCAAAUCGAUUCGUUUUUUUCCUCAUUUUCUCUUAAAAACUUUAUCCGUUUGAAGUCAUUAACAUUGAUAAAUGUGACAUCAAACGAAACAAUGAAUAAAAUAUUAAUUAAUUUGCUAUUCGUGAAGGACUUGUCCCAUUUAUCAAUGAUUGAUUCGAAAUUUAUUACUAAUGAAAUAUAUGAAAAAGUGUGUAAAAUUAUAUUUGUUGAGAGAUAUUUUAAAUUCUUAACAAACUGUCAGUUAUCACAUUAUCAAUUACCGUCAACAACAACAUCAAUACCACUGUGCAACAUAAAGCAAUUGACGAUUCGUCUUCACUACUUUAAUGAUUUAGUAUUCUUACUUGAUCGAUGUCCUCAAAUUCAACAAUUAACAGCCAAAAUUUGCUAUAAGGCAUUUAUUACAGAAAAGAAAGAAAUUCCUGCAAUAUCGUCAGUAUCAAGUUUACAAUAUAUGAAUUUAUAUCUUGGUCAUCAUAUAUCAUUUAACAAAUUCGAAAAAUUAUGUGAAAAAGUACCAAAUAUUAAACAUUUAUCGUGUUCAGUAACUCAUUUGUCCUUCACGGAUGGCCAACGUUGGGAGAAUCUCAUAGCGACAUGUUUCCUCUCAUUGUCCGACUUUCAUUUGUUAUUUCAAUUUGGCGAUCCUGUUCCAUCUCAUGUCAAUAUUACAAAUAUAAUUGAGAAAUUUCAAACACGUUUUUGGUUAGAUAAAAAUUGGUAUUUCAUUUGUGAUUAUUGUCCCAAUACCCGAACAACAUUAGCAUUAUAUUCAAUACCAUACCAAAGUGAAGACAUUGCGCCUCUCAUAAAUACAUACAUAACCACUUCGUCGUUGACGAUGAUUUAUGAUAAAGUAGAAAUAUUAUUUUUAAAGUUUUCAGCAAUGAGGCAUUUGAAUACACAACGAAUAUAUCCAAAUGUUUCGACUCUCGUAUUGCUAAAUGAAGAUGAUAUGGGAGAACUUAUGACCAUACCGUUUGCUUCGACACCAUUCAUUUCUGACAUCGGAAAGAUCAUUGUGUGGGAAAACAUAAGAAAUUUAAAUUAUUUAUGUUAUAAUUACGAACUAUUGAUGGAUGUAUUCAAAUAUGCAACGAAUAUAACAUCACUUCAAUUGUUUUUCGACUACUUUAAGAAUACAUUAAACGACGAAAACACCUUAUUCAUUAACAUAAAAAAAUUGGAACUAAUCAAUAGUGAUUUUGAGGUGACUGCAAUUGAAAAGUUAUCUAAAUUAUUUCUACAACUUGAAUAUUUGGCAAUAGAAAUUGAAGAGGACUACGCACUCUAUACAAUUUUACCGUUAUUAGUUACGCAUGUUAGUAAUAUGAGUUAUCUGUCUAUUCGCAUUUACUCAACAGAACACUGGGAACAGGAAAUUGAAUGUUGGUUAACAUCGAAUAUACUCUUCAAUAAUUUUUAUGUUGAUUUCGAUACAUGUUGCUUAAGACUGUGGUGUAAAUGA
This is a messenger RNA of Didymodactylos carnosus, 1704 nucleotides long. Lineage: Eukaryota; Metazoa; Rotifera; Eurotatoria; Philodinida; Philodinidae. The record is from the annotation of a GenBank genome assembly.